This is a messenger RNA of Procambarus clarkii (red swamp crayfish), 1340 nucleotides long. RefSeq names its product histone chaperone asf1 (gene asf1). Gene Ontology annotation, biological process: DNA replication-dependent chromatin assembly. The record is from RefSeq and is a predicted model, not a curated record. NCBI's taxonomy places the organism in Eukaryota, Metazoa, Arthropoda, Malacostraca, Decapoda, Cambaridae. Gene Ontology annotation, molecular function: histone binding. Gene Ontology annotation, cellular component: chromatin; nucleus.
ACGUUUCGCGCCAUAUUCCCCCCCACAAACACACACGACUCCCACACGGGGAUGGUUGCGAGUGCGGCUCCCUCAAAAUACUAAGUCAGCAUUUAAAGUGAUUCCCGGCGAGUCGCAGUGAUGGCCAAAGUGCACAUAGUGAACGUGGUGGUGCUAGAUAACCCGUCGCCCUUCUUCAACCCCUUCCAGUUCGAGAUAACGUUCGAGUGCGUGGAGGACCUCCAGGAAGAUCUGGAAUGGAAGAUAAUUUAUGUAGGAAGCGCAGAGAGCGAGAACUAUGACCAAACCUUAGAUACUGUUUAUGUUGGGCCAGUGCCCGAGGGUAAACACAUGUUCGUAUUUCAGGCUGAUCCUCCAGAUGAGAAUAAAAUUCCUGUUGGGGAUGCUGUCGGAGUUACUGUGGUGUUGUUAACUUGUGGCUACAAGGGCCAGGAGUUCGUGCGUGUUGGUUAUUAUGUCAACAACUCUUACACAGAUUCUGAACUGCAGGAAAACCCACCAGAUGUUCCACAGUUUGAUAAGCUCCAGAGAAACAUUUUGGGGACUCAACCACGUGUCACAAAGUUCAAAAUCGAUUGGGAUGAUGCUAAGGACUCUGAAAACAUCCCUCCCUCAGAAAAUGCGAGUGAGGGUGCAAACACCUCUCAAAGCUCCUCUGACAUGAAACCUGUCUUAGGAAUGGAGAACAGCAAUAGUGCUUGUGCCAUGGAAGUUGCGUAAAAGUUGAAUGUGUAGUGGGAAUUUCAUAUUUGCAUUGAUUUUCAUAUUGUAAAUGUCUCGUCUAUGGAAGGUUCAGUUUUAAACUUGUAAUGUACCUGUUCACACCCCUGCCAUUAGACAUUCUUUCAUAAAUAAAAAAUAUUUUAAUAUUUGCAUUACUGUAUAUUUAUAAGCAUGUUGUACUAGACAAAAUUUUGAAUAUUUUAUGUUAAUGAAACUGGAAGCAUUUAUAUAUAUUUUACAAAUAUAUAUUUUAUAAAUUCACUUUAUGGACCAUACCUAUGUUUGCUCGACUUAAAUCUUCGUACCAGUGAUGUUGAUCGGGUCUUCGUACCAGCGAUGAUUGUGCGUGUUGAUCGUGUCUCCAAGUUGGUUUAGUGAGACUAGUGAAAUCUUGGGUCUUGCAACAUUGUCCUUGGGAGGCACGUGUGCUCCAGGUCAGUGGAACAUGUUGGUAGAUGCUUUAAUGAUGCACAAGUGUACAAACUGAAUUGGCUUAAACGUGUCUGAUAAGACAAUGCGAGCUUUAGAAAUUGGCAGUGUAGAUGUUAGUUCAAGAGUCCCGUUAUGAAAGGUUAUUGCUUUGUAUAUUAGUUCUUUUAAUUAAAUGUUUUCUUGUC